UAUGAAUCAAAUUGGUGAAAAAUAAAUAAAUAAAAAUUUCAUCAAUUAUAUUUUCCAGAUUCAAAUCCAACAUUUAUAUUUCUGCAAAACCCUAACAACACUAUCAAUUCAUCAAUGGCGAAUUCUUUCAGAAAACCGGCGAUAUUAGACCCGAUGUACUACCCUAUCAUCGCUUUACUCAUCGCACUUAUAGCCUGUGUUGAACUUUCCGACGCCGUUACCGCCGUUGAUGUUUACCGGCUUGUUCAAUAUGAUAUCUCCGGCGUACCUUUCGGUUCUCGGCUCGCUACUCUUAAUCAUCACGCCGGCUCAUCGUUUUUUGGUUCUGGCUCUAGUUCUGAUCUUUCCCGUACGGUUCUCAUUCUUCCAGUUCGUGAAUUGAACCUCACUCUCAUUACAGAAUAUAUUGAACAGAAAAAGCUAUUAGGGGGUUUGCUGCUUUUACUCCCCCCAAAAUUUAGACCAGAAAACACAGGCAGCACAUUUGGUGCUGAUGAGGAUAUUGACAGCUUGAGGAACAAAUUGGUCGAGUUGGAAUGGCUGCUUACACAUUCCAAUAUCCCUUAUCCUGUAUAUUUUGCUUUCGAGGAUGAUAAUAUCAAUGCUGUAUUAGCUGAAAUUAAGAGAAAUGAUGCUAGUGGUCAACCUGCAACAGCUACUACAGGCGGCUACAAGCUUGUUGUUGCUGCCUCAGAUCCCAAGAGAAUUGCGCCCCCAAACAUUGCAAAUAUUCAGGGAUGGUUACCAGGGCUUAAAGUUGAUGGAGACUCGAAUCAGCUACCAACUAUUGCCAUAGUGGCUUCAUAUGACACGUUUGGGGCUGCUCCGGCAUUGUCGGUGGGAAGUGACAGCAAUGGAAGUGGUGUAGUGGCACUUCUUGAAAUAGCUAGAUUGUUUUCUGUUCUGUAUUCAAAUCCUAAAACUAGAGGUAGAUAUAACUUACUCUUUGGAUUGACAUCUGGUGGCCCGUAUAACUACAAUGGAACUCAAAAGUGGCUUCGGAGUUUUGACCAACGUCUACGUGAGAGUAUAGACUAUGCCAUCUGCUUGAAUAAUGUUGGGUCCCUAGGAAAUCAGUUACAUCUUCAUGUUUCUAAACCUCCAGAAAAUGCCUACAUACAGCAGAUAUUUCAGGGUUUCUCUACUGUAGCAGAAGAAUUGGGGCUUCAAGUUGGUCUUAAGCACAAGAAAAUAAAUAUCUCGAAUCCUCGAGUAGCCUGGGAGCAUGAACAGUUUUCAAGGUUGAGAGUCACUGCAGCAACACUUUCUGAACUUUCUACUGCACCUGAAUUACUGGAAAGCACGGGAGGUCUGACUGAUAACAGGCAUUUUACCAGUGAAGCCUCAAUCAUUCGAAGUAUCAAGCUUGUUGCUGAAAGUCUAGCAAGACACAUUUACAGCCAGGAGAAGAAAAGCAUAAGCAUAUUUGCAGAUGAUAGUAGCUUAGCCGUCAAUCCUUCCUACAUAAGGUCUUGGCUAGAUCUCUUAUCCACAACACCUCGAGUGGCACCUUUUCUUUCAAAAAAUGACCCGCUUAUUAAGGCACUGGAGAAGGAAUUAACUGAUCAUACUGCAGAGGUGAAUGUACAGCAUGAGACUCUAGAUGGAACGUUCACUUUUUACGAUUCAACUAGUGGGAAGUUGCAUAUAUAUCAGGUUGCCAGCGUGACAUUUGACUUACUUUUGCUGUUGGUUCUAGGAUCAUACUUGAUUACACUUUUCAGUUUUCUUUUUAUCACCACGAGGGUACGUAUUCUGGUUUCAGUUACUCUUGAUUCCCUUAUUUUGGUGUACCAAUCAAAUACAAAGACGAAGAAAAGAAAAUGCGAACUCAUCCAACCAAUCUGAUGGUAUUGUUCGACAGGGUCUUGACGAUCUUAUUAGUCUAUUCCGUCGUCCCUCAUCACGGAAAGUAAAAAGCACUUGAUUCCUGAAGUCGGAGGACAUUUCUGCAUCAGGCGCUUGUAAGCAUUACUUUUUGUAACCUUAAGGAAGCUCAUCUUUGGCCAAGUUGUUAUCAUUGGUUCAAUGUGUGUUAGUGUAAACGUUUAAGUUCCACAUAUUUUGCGUCCGUAGCUAUCCCAUAGUCAUUUUCUCUACUCAGAUACAAAAAUUCAUUCUCGUAGCUGGCUUUUUAUCUCAUAAAAUUAUGAGUUCUAAACAUGUAAACCAGCUGACGUAGAGCGUCAAUUUUGGUCGAUUUGAAUGUAAUUUAUGUUCUGAAAAGAUGCAGGGGUUCUGUUUU
Molecule: messenger RNA, 2245 nt
Organism: Solanum tuberosum (potato)
Lineage: Eukaryota; Viridiplantae; Streptophyta; Magnoliopsida; Solanales; Solanaceae
Product: nicalin-1-like
Exons: 13
Coding region: 115-1848 (577 amino acids)
Biological process (GO): regulation of signal transduction
Cellular component (GO): membrane
Source: RefSeq, a predicted model, not a curated record